This is a messenger RNA of Gracilinanus agilis (Agile Gracile Mouse Opossum), 822 nucleotides long. RefSeq names its product RAD52 motif containing 1 (gene RDM1). Gene Ontology annotation, cellular component: nucleolus. NCBI's taxonomy places the organism in Eukaryota, Metazoa, Chordata, Mammalia, Didelphimorphia, Didelphidae. Gene Ontology annotation, molecular function: RNA binding. The coding region runs from base 1 to 822 and encodes 273 amino acids. The transcript is spliced from 7 exons. The record is from RefSeq and is a predicted model, not a curated record.
AUGGCUGAGCUGCUGAGUUUCACGGUCCCAGCUGGUUCUGACAAGACGCUGUUUGUGUGGGAGCUGAGCCCCGGGCCCGGGCCCGAGUCCCUGCAACACUCUCUGUUCACAGUGUUCUCCAAGUUUGGCCUUCUCUAUUCAGUACGAGUCUUCCCAAAUGCUCCUGGGGCCACUCCUGGUUUCUAUGCCAUCAUCAAGUUCUAUUCAGCAAGAGAUGCCUGCAGUGCACAAAAGGCAUGUGACCAGAAACAGCUGUUUCAGAACUCUCCUGUGAAGGUUCGUCUUUGCACCAGACGCAAGAUGCAUCAGUAUCCUAUCCAUCCGCUCAACAGCUUCAAAUGCCAAGAACUGGCCAAUUACUACUUAGGUUUCAGUGGAUGGUCAAAACGAAUCAUCACGUUGCAGAAGCUUUCUGACUUCAAAGUAAAGGAAAACACAAGCCCCACCAAAUCCUCUGCAAGGCAAAGUCUGAAGUACUUCUGUGCCCUAGAAGUGGUGUUACCUGCCUACUCAUGUCGAAGUCCUGGUGCUGGCAUUGCAGAAGAAUAUGUGGAGCAACUAGAAGGUCCAUUAGAGUUUCUUCUGAAAAGGAAGAAAACUCAGAAGCUUGCCAUUCAGAAAGCUUUAUCAGAUGCAUUUCAAAAAUUGUUGAUGGUAGUUUUAGAAAGCGGUAAAGUGGCUGUGGAAUACAGAUCCACUGAAGAAAGAGAUUCUGCAACAGAAGAAUUCAAAGAUUUGAUUCAAGUCAAUGAUGUUUCGUGGAAUCAGGCCUACCGAGGGGAAGAAGAGUGCCUCUCCGAUUUCAGCCUCGAGGAAGAGUGA